CCACACCAGAUCCUUAUCUAAUCCACGUCUCUUAUUAAUUAAGGUUCAACGAGGCGAUCAAUGGAGCUUCUUCUCAACGCCGCCUCAGCCUCAAAAUCAUUAUGGGAAGUCGUCUUUUGUAGUACCCGAGAGUUUUCAUAUGAAAUUCUUUGAAGGCAGAAACCUAAACGAUUUUAGCUAUGCUUCCGGUUUGAUCUAUUUCCGUGAUACGCGGAUGAGUGUGAUAUGUAACCCUAGCACGGGGCAAUAUGCGAUCUUACCACCAGGAUUAACGGACAUAAGCUGUCUUGACCUUUUAGGGUUUGAUCCAAUUGAAAAGCAAUAUAAGGUUUUGGUCAUAUACAAUAGAGUCGGUACUGAAUUGGUUUUUCAUAUUUUGACAUUAGGAACUGGAAAAAUGAGGUGGAGGAAUAUCCAAUGUCCUUCAAACCAUGAUCCUUUUCUUUGGUGUAGAGGGAUAUGCAUCAAUGGAGUUGUGUAUUACUUAGCUCAACAAACUGAUGAAUUGAAUGCAGUGAUAGUUUGCUUUGAUGUUAGGUCUGAAAAAUUCAAGUUUCUACUAACACAGGUAGAACUCAUGAGGUGGCCUACUAAAUUGAUCAACUAUAAGGGUAAAGUAGGUGUGAUAAUGUUGCAGGAUGGUUGUAAAGGUAGAUUUCUCCUUAAGUUACAUAUAUGGGUUCUAGAAGAUGUCGGAAAAGAGGAAUUGACGGCAUAUGCCUACACUUUGAGUGAUGAGAAUAAUGUGGUUAAGGAUGACAGCAGUUUCAUUGGUGUUGUUGGGGUGACUGCUUCAGGUGAAAUUGUUUUGGCAGACCCUUUCUAUAAACCGUUUUAUGUUUACUACUUUAAUCUCGAAAGGAACACUCUCCGUAGUGUUGAAAUCCAAGGUAUAAAAGAAGGGGAAGAAUGGUUUAGCGAUCAUAGAGUUUACUCCUUUGUAGACCAUGUCGAGGAUCUUAGGUUUGAUGUCAUGAAGACAACAUAUGCGGAAACAUCUAUAAGCCAACCAGAACAGAGCACAUCAUCAACAUCAUCUAGAGGAGAUCAUCAAGUGACGACCGUUGCUCACGAGAAACAAGAUUGA
This is a messenger RNA of Camelina sativa (false flax), 1087 nucleotides long. Its product is annotated as putative F-box protein At1g31090. Lineage: Eukaryota; Viridiplantae; Streptophyta; Magnoliopsida; Brassicales; Brassicaceae. Gene Ontology annotation, molecular function: protein binding. The record is from RefSeq and is a predicted model, not a curated record.